CGCCCAGCAGUUCAAGCAGCACCACUGGAGAGGCAGCGUCUCCUCAAAACCAAGGGAGAGAGAGGAAAAAAGGAGAAAACAACUGAAGGGCCUCAUAUUUAUAGAAAGGGCCAAAAACUGAAGACAACUUCCAGGAUUCCAGGAGACAUUUUGAAGGACUGAUAACUUCCUCGGUCUGGCAGCAAAAUGAGCUGGAGUUUCCUGACUCGUCUGCUGGAUGAGAUCUCCAAUCAUUCCACCUUUGUGGGAAAGAUCUGGCUCACAUUGCUCAUCGUCUUCCGGAUCGUUCUGACGGCGGUCGGGGGAGAGUCCAUCUACUACGAUGAACAGAGUAAAUUUGUCUGCAACACGCAGCAGCCUGGUUGUGAGAACGUUUGCUACGAUGCGUUCGCGCCUCUUUCGCACAUUCGCUUCUGGGUGUUCCAGGUGAUCAUGAUCACCACGCCGACCAUCAUGUACCUCGGCUUUGCCAUGCACAAGAUCGCCCGCAUGGAAGACGAUGACUACAGGUCCCAGGGCAGGAAGAGGAUGCCCAUCGUCAAUCGGGGGGCCAACAGGGACUACGAAGAGGCGGAGGAUAACGGCGAGGAGGAUCCUAUGAUCCUGGAGGAGAUUGAACCUGAUAAGGAGAAGGAAUCUUCAAAGAAGCCCAUAAACAAGCACGACGGGCGGCGGCGCAUCAAAAGAGACGGGCUGAUGAAGGUCUACAUCUUUCAGCUGCUAUCGCGCGCCGUCUUCGAGGUCUCCUUUCUGUUUGGGCAGUACAUCCUCUACGGGCUGGAGGUGGCGCCUUCCUACAUUUGCACUCGCUCCCCCUGCCCUCACACGGUGGAUUGCUUUGUGUCGCGUCCCACCGAGAAAACCAUCUUCCUGCUCAUCAUGUACGCCGUCAGCGCUUUGUGCCUGCUCUUCACGAUGCUGGAGAUAAUUCACCUCGGCAUCAGCGGGAUCCGGGACUGCCUCUGCCGGCCGCGACCACGUUCCCGUGCCUCUCGCCACUCCGCCCUGGCCAGCCAGAGAUCCUCCAUCAGCCGCCAACCCUCGGCGCCACCAGGCUACCACACCGCUCUGAAGAAGGACCCGUCUGGAAAAAUGGCUUUCCAGGACAACCUGGGAGACAUGGGCCGCGAGUCCUUCGGCGACGAGGUGGAAAGGAUGCGCAGACACCUGAAACUGGCCCAGCAGCACCUGGAUUUGGCGUACCAGAACGAGGAGAGCAGCCCGCCUCGAAGCAGCAGCCCGGAGUCCAACGGCACCGCCGUGGAGCAGAACCGACUCAACUUCGCCCAGGAGAAGCAGAGCAGCGCCUGCGACAAAGGUCUGCGUGCUUAAAAACACAAAAGGA
Molecule: messenger RNA, 1345 nt
Organism: Cyprinodon variegatus (sheepshead minnow)
Lineage: Eukaryota; Metazoa; Chordata; Actinopteri; Cyprinodontiformes; Cyprinodontidae
Gene: gjc4b
Product: gap junction gamma-1 protein-like
Exons: 3
Coding region: 187-1332 (381 amino acids)
Biological process (GO): cell communication
Cellular component (GO): connexin complex
Source: RefSeq, a predicted model, not a curated record